Molecule: messenger RNA, 2163 nt
Organism: Labrus bergylta (ballan wrasse)
Lineage: Eukaryota; Metazoa; Chordata; Actinopteri; Labriformes; Labridae
Source: RefSeq, a predicted model, not a curated record
AGGUCACAGCUCGUCGGUCAUCCAUCCUCAGAGCUCCAGAGGGAGGGAGUGUACGAUCCUCAGAGCUCCAGAGGGAGGGGAGUGUACGAUCCUCAGAGCUCCAGAGGGAGGGGAGUGUACGAUCCUCAGAGCUCCAGAGGGAGGGGGGUGUACGAUCCUCAGAGCUCCAGAGGGAGGGGAGUGUACGAUCCUCAGAGCUCCAGAGGGAGGGGAGUGUACGAUCCUCAGAGCUCCAGAGGGAGGGGAGUGUACGAUCUUCAGAGCCGUGGAAGUUGGAAGAAGACCUACUCGCUGAGAAACAAAACCCCUCAGACGUCUGUUGGACCUCCCUCAGCUUCUACCUCCUCUUCUGGUCAUCAGUCCGUCUCCACCAGUGCAGCUAACAGCACGUCACUGCCCAGCCACAGCCGAGGAGAGGAAAGCGAUGCUGCCAAAGGGACUGCUUUGUCAUCAGUGGUCUCUCAGCACAGGAGAGAGGGACGCGUUGAGAACAGUGCAGGGAGUAGUGGAGUUAUAACAGAGAAGAAAAACACAUUUACUCAAAGCAAAGCAGCCGGGUCAGAGCACGACGAUGGAGAAGGAGGUUCAGGCUCAACAGUUGUUAACACCCAACAUCAAACACUUCUCCAGCAGGGGCCUGAACACAGACGUGCAGUCCUGCCAGAGAAGAAAGUCAGUGUUUCUGCAGAGGUGCCAUCUUCCCCCAAAGCCAAGACCUCCACCGAUUUGAAUAGCAGCCCCCUAAAGCCUCCCCUAUCAAAGAAAACCAGCACUGAGUCAAAACAUUCUAAUACCUCAAAACAUCCAGCCAAUCUCCCCACUGGUCAUACUGGUCUACCUCUCUCUGCCCCGUCUAAAAUACCAAAACAGCUGGCAGUGAAGCCUGCAGCACACUCCAGCCACAGCCAAGUGAGUGCUUCUUAUUUAAAAAAGUCAAAGUUCACUUGGGUUAAGAGUCGAAACGUGGAGGGAGCAGAGGCUAAACAAGCUAGCUCUGUUUCUUCACCAGCAGCCAAAGCUGUGACCGUCGCCCCGACGUCGACCUCCAAAGUCGGGGUUGCUGUUGGAAGCUCCCCCUUACUCCCAACUGGUAAAAGAACCCCCAACAAGAAGCUACCUCGAAAGCUAAGCCCAGUCACUGUAGCCCCAAAGACCUCCAAGUACAGAUGGGUCUCCUCCUCUGCGGGUUCACAAACUAAAAUAUAUAGAAAAUCAACUCCUCCCAAAGCUCUGGAGAAGAGAGAGGCCGCCAAGAAAGUCAGAACACCCUCCGCUCCUUCCGCUAAGUUCAAAAAGGGCACCGCAGGUUCCCCGUCCGGCUCCUCGCCGAGCAGCCGGUACCGCUGGAAGGCGGGAGGUCAGAGUUCUUUUGCAGCAGUGCAAGGAGGCACAUCAGUGGUCCGUCGUAAAUCUGCGUUCCACUGGACGUCGGACAAAAGCUGCAAAAGUGUAAAAGGAGGGCUUGUUUCUCCUCCCUGCCAGCGUACCUCCUUUACACCCUCCCCCGGUGGGUUCAAGCUCCGCAGCAGGAUGAAGAUCAUCAGGAAGUCUGCCACAAAUGGAGGAGGGUCAGCAUCAAAGGUCUCCCCCCGGAGCAGGAUCUACAGCUCAGCCCGGUCUCCCACAGGAGUGAGGAGGACUCCCUCCAGAGAGCUCGUGUCUUUCGGUCUACACAAGUUGAGGCGGCUGUCCCCGACCUUAUCAAGAACAAGACGGUGUCUUGUGCAGCAGGACGAGCUCGGUAUAGCGCUCUGCCACGGUGCACUGUAACAUUUGGCAUUUUAAACAACCUCUCAGGACCCGGGCGGGGUUGGGGGGGGAGGAGGGGGGGAGUGCAUGCUGGUGAUCGGACCCCCUACAGUAUGUCCACAUGAGGAACUCCUCCCUGUCCGUGUUGUAAAAACCCUCCUCCUCCUCCUCCCACCGCUCUUCAAACUGUCAACUGGCCAUAAUUAAAGUUCUGACUCAUUUGAGGUCAACGUGAAGAUGGGCUUCUCUGGCCUCGAGGACGAGCAAUUAACGGUCAACAACAUCGUCAGAGUCCUGGAUGACGCUCGUUUGUUAACAUUGAAAUAGCUCCAGAUGAUUGAAUUAUUUAGAAAUCUCGGUAUCUGUCUUUUUUUUUUUUAAAUGUCCAAUGCUGUUUUUGUAUUUUCUUUUCUU